Molecule: messenger RNA, 216 nt
Organism: Limulus polyphemus (Atlantic horseshoe crab)
Lineage: Eukaryota; Metazoa; Arthropoda; Merostomata; Xiphosura; Limulidae
Exons: 2
Coding region: 1-216 (71 amino acids)
Source: RefSeq, a predicted model, not a curated record
AUGUGCCCUCAAGAGUAUUUUCUUAGGUCUAUCUACAUUCCUUUCAGUGGCCAUAUCAUAACUAAGAUGUCUGAGAGGUAUGCUUUGCUUCAGUAUGAUCAGAAGCUAUACCCAAACAUUUAUGUCCAGUUGCAUUUUGCUGCAACAGUCCCUAUAACUACAGCCAGUGUAGAGUGCACAUUUUCCUCCUUGAAGCAACUCAAAACGUAUUUGUAA